Dimorphilus gyrociliatus is the source of this 2418-nucleotide messenger RNA. The record is from the annotation of a GenBank genome assembly. Lineage: Eukaryota; Metazoa; Annelida; Polychaeta; Dinophilidae.
AGACUAUUCACUUGGUUAUUACACAUGAUUUAGUAACACCCAAAAUAUGGCUGAUAGUGCUAGUGAAUUAGAAAGCGAUACAAAUUCCAUGAAUGACGGCCCAACAGCCCGACUGAUGACUCCUAAUCAUAUUGAGUACAUGCAGAGGAGAAUGGAAUCGCUUCAACAAGAGAACGUCGUCCUUAAAACAGAGCUGGAAAAGUAUAAACAAAGAGUAAAGACUCUCGAAGAUGAUAAUGUUCGAUUGCGAAGGGCCAGUGUUUCAAUACAAGCUCGCGCUGAGCAAGAAGAAGAAUUUAUAUCGAAUACCCUUUUAAAAACCAUUGAAACUCUAAAGAAAGACAAAGAAGUAUUGGCAAUGAAAUACGAACAGGAAGAAGAAUGCCUCACGAAUGAUCUCAGCCGAAAACUCUUUCAACUCCAGCAGGAGAAGCAAGCUCUUGAAAGAACUUUAGAGCACGAACAACAAAAGGAAAUAAAUAAACUUAAAAAGAAUACCGAACGCCUCGAAGCCGAUAUAAAACAUAAACAAGCUUUGCUAGAGGAGCUACGUCGCGAUAAAGUUCAAUUAGAAAACGAGCUGGAGCACGAACAAGAGGCUCUAGUUAAUAGACUUUGGAAACGAAUGAGUACUCUUGAAUCCGAGAAAAGACGUUUACAACAACAAUUAAAUGGUAAUACAGAUAUUCCAUCACCGAGAAAUAAUAUUGAAGAUGAUUCUAGUGCAGCCAGUUUGAGAAACGAAGUCUAUCGACUAAGACAACAAGUAACAAAUCUCAGAGCAGAUCAUGAAAGGCGAACGGCAGAAUUAGAAACCGAAGAAAAGUUAAUAAGAGAAGAAAAUGCUCGUCUCCAGAAAAGAUUAGAACAAGAAGUUGAAAGGGGUGAAAUAUUAAGAAGUCACUUAUCGCAGAGUGAAAGUUCUUUGGAAAUGGAUGACGAAAGGUAAGUAAGAAGAAACUUUAAGACAGAAAAGAGUGAAAUUUUAUGUCUCAAAAAUGUAGUUAAAUCAAUAUAGCUUAGGUAGCAGUUUUUUUACGGAUAUAUAAAUAUAUUUACAAGUAUAUUUAUUCUAAAAAUAACAUAGAAAUGAAGUUUCUAUUUACAGAUAUAUUUUUUAUUAAAAAAAUCUGAAAUGUUUAUUCGAAAGUCCAAAGUUUUCCAACUUUUAUAACAUUACAAAAGAAACUGCAAGUGUUUCAUUUAUCGGACAGGAGUUCUUAUAUUUUCAUAUUCCAAGAUUGACUGAACUGCUCUAUAGCGAUAGCGCUAGGUGCACUUUUACAAAAACAUGUUUGCGGUUAUUUUUAAUAACCAUACAAUCCCUUAAAAAGCCGUUUUGCUAUCUCAUCAAAUAAUAUAACAUUCGUUAAGAACUCAAUGCCAGGAAUUUGGAAAUGUCUCUAACUUUUUUUAAAUGACUACUAUAUACAAUUUAUUACAUUAAAAUGCAUUUAGAAAACAAAAAAAGGUUGAUCUUACUAGUCCUGAAAGAAAAGAGAAAACUUUUUACUUAAUGAUUUUAAUUGAAAUUAAAUUAAAUUUUUUUUCAACUAUUGAGACUAAACUAGCAUUUUUAUAUUACAAAUUAUAAAUAAGUGAAAAUGGUAGUUAAGUUAUUUAUUAUUUUAUGUCAUAGUCAGAAUUUUUUUGUCAAACAGAAAAUUUUUCUAAGUGAAUAGAGAGAAAAACGUGUCAUUCGUUUCAUAUUGUAUGAAAGUGAAAUAUAUGUAAUGUGACUUAAUUUUGUCAAUUUUCCUUACUUUUAUAUGCUUAAAAAGAAAUGACCAAUUGAUCGUGUGAAUCAAUUUUUCAAUUAUUAUUAUUUAAUAAAUGUUUCUAUUAUAUGUGACCUUCCAAAUGCAAAUAAUGUAUCAAAUACAAAUUGACCACACUUUAUAAGUAAACUGUAAUGCUAUAUCACUCAUGUGAUAUUUCAAUUAAUAUUACUAUAGAUAUAUUGUCUAAUAUUUAUAGUUUACGAAAAGUGAGUUUUUUAAAAAGAAGAUAUUUACUUCCUUUCUCGAAUCUUGAGAUAUGUUUACAUGGCUAAUACCAGAACAAUACAUGCUAUUUAUAACUUGAGCUGGCUAACACUAUUAUUAUUAGUUGUCAUUCUGAGUAUUUCAACCAUAAUAACUAUUAGUCGUAUAAAAGUGGGAACAGAGAUUGAGUACAGCUUUCAAGAAUUUAAUAUGAAUAAUGGACUGUUUUUCUACGUCAAUAGGUAAAUCAAGCGUAAGAAGAAUACGUUUGUUUGCUACAAUUUCCAAAACAUAUAUCCUGUAUAUAUAGAAAUGGUUCGUAACACUUGUUUAAGUACUUGUUGACUUAACAUCUUACACCAUCUCGUAGUUUGUUUAACUCAAGAGGAAUGCCCUCUAACAAAUAAAGCUUAUUUUUUUAGUUCAAAAAUUU